Galdieria sulphuraria is the source of this 1465-nucleotide messenger RNA. RefSeq names its product AAA-type ATPase. Gene Ontology annotation, biological process: proteasome-mediated ubiquitin-dependent protein catabolic process. The transcript has 2 exons. The coding region runs from base 22 to 1245 and encodes 407 amino acids. The record is from RefSeq and is a predicted model, not a curated record. Gene Ontology annotation, molecular function: ATP hydrolysis activity; ATP binding; proteasome-activating activity. Gene Ontology annotation, cellular component: proteasome regulatory particle, base subcomplex. NCBI's taxonomy places the organism in Eukaryota, Rhodophyta, Bangiophyceae, Galdieriales, Galdieriaceae.
UGAUUAUUAGUCCUUGAUAAGAUGUCGGCUUCAGCAGGCUUGGAAUCAGUAACGGAAAGAGGAUCCAACGUAGUACUUCACUCCUAUUAUGAAAGGAAACUUGACGAACUUGAAGGUUUUAUAAGGGAGAAAGAGGAUAACUUAAGACGUUUAGAAGCGCAAAGAAAUGAUCUGAAUUCAAAGGUUAAAAACCUUCGAGAGGAACUCCACAUAUUGCAAGAACCUGGGUCAUAUGUUGGUGAAGUUGUAAAAGUCAUGGGACGUUCGAAAGUUCUGGUGAAAGUUCAACCUGAAGGGAAGUACGUUGUAGACUUGGACAAGGAAAUCGAUAUCAACAGUAUCACUCCCAACUUAAGGGUAGCACUAAGGAACGACUCUUACUCGUUGCAUAAGAUACUUCCUAGCAAAGUAGACCCCCUUGUGAGUCUUAUGCGAGUUGAAAAGGUUCCAGACUCUACUUAUGACAUGAUUGGAGGCCUUGACAAGCAAAUUAAAGAGAUAAAGGAAGUUAUCGAGCUUCCAAUAAAACAUCCAGAACUCUUCGAGUCGCUCGGUAUAGCGCAACCAAAGGGAGUUCUCUUAUAUGGUCCCCCGGGUACUGGCAAGACUUUGUUGGCAAGAGCUGUGGCACAUCACACGGACUGUACCUUUAUUCGAGUAUCAGGAAGUGAACUUGUGCAGAAAUAUAUAGGGGAAGGAAGUAGAAUGGUUCGUGAGUUGUUUGUGAUGGCUCGUGAACAUGCUCCUUCCAUUAUUUUUAUGGAUGAGAUUGAUUCAAUUGGUUCGACUCGUAUUGACUCUGGAAAUUCCGGUGGUGGUGACUCGGAAGUGCAAAGGACUAUGUUGGAGCUUUUGAAUCAGCUCGACGGUUUCGAACCGCACCAGAAUAUCAAAGUUCUGAUGGCAACCAAUCGAAUAGAUAUUCUUGAUCCUGCAUUGCUUCGUCCUGGUCGGAUUGAUAGGAAGAUUGAGUUUCCUAACCCAAAUGAGGAUGCUAGAUUUGAUAUUUUGAAGAUUCAUUCGAGGAAGAUGAAUCUAGUUCGAGGUAUUGAUUUGAAGAAGAUUGCUUCGCAACUGCAUGGGGCAAGUGGAGCUGAGCUAAAGGCAGUUUGUACAGAAGCUGGAAUGUUUGCCCUACGGGAGAGAAGAAUACAUGUGACCCAAGAAGAUUUCGAGAUGGCUGUAAGCAAAGUAAUGAGGAAGGACUCGGAACAAAAUAUGAGUUUAAGAAAGCUUUUCAAGUAAAUGGCAGGAGUAUCUACGUUUGUUGAGCUGCGAUCGGUUACUUGUCGCGUGCGAUACUUGUUGUUGGGUAUAUAAAAGUCAAUUGAUUGCUGUUACCGAUAGCUCAAGUAAAUAUCUUUCAUUUUACGAAUGCAACAUUGUGAGAUAUCUUAUAGUAUUUUAAGCUUGUAACUAGGAAUAGAUAUUUUGGAUAAGAUCACUUCACAAGUGAGGCUCAUGA